AUGAAGCUUUCACUACUUGUAUUCUCUUUUCUUCUUGCCCUUUCUCUAUCUGCCCGCAAUUUCUCUGCCGCCGGUAGUUUUGAUUUUCUUCUUCCGCCGUCGUACUCGGCGGAGUCCCCCGCCGGAGAUCCUUGGAUGGGACUACGUGUUUUUGAUGUAAAUGAUUAUGGGGCAAUUGCUGAUGGGAAGACAGAGAACAGCUUGGCAUUCAUGUCGGCAUGGGAAGACGCAUGUGGUUACAACGGAAGCUCCAUGGUGUUAAUACCAGAGGGCAAUUUCUUCGUGGACCAAGUUACAUUUUCAGGCCCAUGUUUCAAUGACAUCUCUCCCAAAGUCCUCAUUUUAGGCACUUUGAUUGCUCCCACCAGCCUCGCCGACGACUUUUGGAUCCGCUUCCAGUCCCUCCGCCGCUUCAUCCUCACCGGCGGCGAAAGUUCCGCCAUUCUCGACGGCCAGGGUGCCCCAACCUGGUCGUCCGGUUCCGCUUGCCGUCAUCGCAUGACUUGCGAUGCGUUCGCCACGUCUUUGAAGCUAAGCAAUAUAUCGAAUGGGAUAGUGAACAACAUAAGACUUGUAGAUAGCAAAGGCUUUCAUGUUUCUAUUUACGGGUGUGACAAUAUUCAUCUUUCUGGAUUCAAUAUUACAGCUCCUUGGGAUAGUCAGAACACUGAUGGAAUCCAUAUAAGUCAAUCCACCAAUAUCAGCAUCACUAUCUCCGACAUCGGCGUCGGCGACGAUUGUGUUUCCCUUGGACCUGGCUGCGUCAACGUGUCGAUUUCAGAUAUUAGAUGUGGUCCAGGACAUGGAAUCAGUGUGGGGAGCUUAGGAAAGUACAAGAAUGAGAAUGAUGUGAUGGGAAUAAGGGUGGAGAAUUGCACCAUAAAUGGCACCCAAAAUGGAGUGAGGGUAAAGACAUGGCCAGGAGAUCUUGUAAGCAAUGCUACCAAUUUGACAUUUCAAAACAUUGUGAUGAUCAAUGUCUCAAACCCCAUCAUCAUAGAUCAACAUUAUUGUCCUAACCAUUCUUGUGACCCACAAGAGUCAUCAAGUGUGAAGCUGAGUGAUAUCAACAUAAGAAACAUAAGUGGAACUUACAACACUGAGUUUGCAGUUAACAUACAAUGCAGCACAACCAAGCCUUGUGAAAACUUUCAACUUUCUUACAUCAAUCUCACUGCCAUUCAGCCACCACAAACUCAUAAAAUUGGCCAUUUCAACUGCAAGGGUGCUCUCAAUUCUUUCACCAUUUUUAACUCAACAUUUUAG
Messenger RNA from Benincasa hispida (wax gourd), 1266 nucleotides. The record is from RefSeq and is a predicted model, not a curated record. NCBI's taxonomy places the organism in Eukaryota, Viridiplantae, Streptophyta, Magnoliopsida, Cucurbitales, Cucurbitaceae.